Messenger RNA from Rhodotorula toruloides NP11, 2814 nucleotides. RefSeq names its product endoplasmic reticulum metallopeptidase. The record is from RefSeq and is a predicted model, not a curated record. Gene Ontology annotation, molecular function: metalloexopeptidase activity. Lineage: Eukaryota; Fungi; Basidiomycota; Microbotryomycetes; Sporidiobolales; Sporidiobolaceae. Bases 1 to 2814 code for a protein of 937 amino acids. The transcript is spliced from 14 exons. Gene Ontology annotation, biological process: proteolysis.
AUGGCGAAAGACGACAUCGACGCCGACGGGACUGGCGUCGUCGCCGUCAAGCCCGUCAAGACCGCUCCCUCGACCCCACCUCGGGCAUCUCCCUCGAAGCAGUGGAGCCUGCUUCCCUCGCUCGCCGUGAUCCUGCCCUUGCUCGCCCUCUUCACCUACAUAUCCGUACACCUGCAUUAUGCCCUGCCCGAACCGCAGCAUGCGCUCUUCUCGCCGGACGGCUCCCCCGUGUUCAGCGAGUCCAAGGCGAUGAGGUAUAUACACGACCUGGCGGCGUAUGGCGAUGGGACUCCGAGGUACAGGAUCGUCGGGACGAAGGAGAUGGUCGAGACGGACAAUUACCUGCUCGACAAGAUUGCCGAGAUCCGCGAGGAGGUCGUCCAGAGGCACCCGAACGGCGGAAUGCAGGUCGAGGUCUGGCACCAGAUUGGUGACGGAACUCACCUCUUCGACUUCAUGGACAAGAAGGUGUGGAAGAAGUAUUUCGGCAUCUCCAACGUGAUUGUCCGCCUUUCCGACGGCACUCCAGCUUCGAAGGCCAACGCCGUCCUCGUCAAUGCGCACUCCGACUCGACUUUGCCUAGUCCCGGCGCGGCAGACGACCUUGUCGGUGUUGCUGUCAUGCUCGAGGCUUUGCGAGUGAUGGCUCUGGGCGACAGGAAACUGACGAACGCUGCCAUUUUCCUCUUCAACGGCGCCGAGGAGAGUCUGCAGGACGCCUCGCACCUCUUCAUCACUCAGCACCCCCUCAGAACGUCGGUCCGCGCUGUCAUCAACCUUGAAGCGUGCGGUACCGACGGCAAGGAGAUUGUCUUCCAGGCGACCUCGCCCGAGAUGAUCCAGGCGCUGGCAAGGACGCCCAGUCCGUACGCGACUAUCAUCGCGAGCGAGAUCUUCCAGACCGGUCUCAUUCUCUCCGACACCGACUUCCGGCAGUUCGUCCAGUACGGCAACCUCACCGGGCUCGACAUGGCACUCGUGCAGAACAGCUACCGCUACCACACCAUGCUCGACACGGCCGACGCAAUCGAGCCUGGCUCGGUCCAGCACAUGGGCGACAACGUCCUCGCCCUGCUCGAAUACCUCACUUCGCCCGAGACGACGAUGGGCAACUCGGCCCAGCCGACGCCCGUCCUUCCUCGCGCGCCGACUUCGCACACAAUCUUCUUCUCGGCUCUCGGAGGAAAGGUCUUCGUCGUUUACUCGCGUGCUACGGCUACGAUCCUGUACGGCAUCCUCGCUGCGCUGGUCGCCGUUGUCGUCACGGACCGCGUCGAUUGGGCGAAGGAGAAGAAGGUGUACAUCCUCAGCGUUGUCGGCGUGCUUGGCGGCCUCAUCUCGUCCAUUGUCGGCGCGAACUUAGUUGCGGCAGCUCUUAGCCUCGGCAUGGGCAAGUCGAUGACCUGGUUCCGCAACGAGAACUACCCGCUCCUCGUCUUUGGCCCUCCCUCUCUCCUCGCCGUCGUUCUCUACCAGUACUUCUUCGUCUCGAAUCGCAUUCGCCAGCCUAUCGCCACGGUCGCGCAGGACGCUGCCGACUCGGCUCUCAUCGAGCACGCCUCACUCGUCAGCCAGGUCGUCUACAACACGGCUGUCACCCUCAUCGGUCACGCGCUCGGUGUCGGAUCGAGCUACCUCAUCGCUCUCGGCGCGGCGUCGAGCUUGCUUGCCCUCGUCAUCAAUGAUUACGUCCUCCGCCGUCACUCCACGGGUCUUCAUCUCGCGACCUACGUUAUCGGCCAGUCCCUCCCGCUCCUGAUCGGCGUCGAAGGCAUCAUUGGCUUCCUUGACCUCUUCGUCCCGCUCACCGGCCGUCUCGGCGCCGACGCCCCCGUUGACUUCAUCAUCGCAACGCUUGUCGGUGCAGUCGGCUAUGCGGCCUUCCUCCCCUUCUGCCACCGAUGGGGCGCGUCCUUCACUGCCCGUCUCGCCGUCUUCUUCACCUUCGCUACCGCCUUCUCGCUCGGCUGGUUCUCCCGCCCUUCCUGGUCCGCCUACGAUGCUCAGCACCCGAAGCGGUUGCUCAUCCUUCACAUGGAGAACACGACGACCUCGCCGCCCGAGUUCCACCUUCACGUCGCCAGCGUCGAUGGCAACCCGUUCUUCCAGCUUGUCAGCAAGGCUACCGAGGGCUUGACAGCGCCUAACUCGGUUCCCGAAGCGACUAUUGCAGAUGACUUGAGCGUCGACUGGGAUAUCAUCUACCCCGUCUCGCAAUUCCUCACGACGUACAAGGUUCCGCUCCCUCCCGUCGAAUCGACAUACACUUCGCCUUAUCUUGACACAUUCAAGGUCUCCGUAACCCGCAAUUCCCUCAACGCGAUCAAGCAGACGAGGAGCAUUGACGUCGUCCUCGACCACCCCGCCAUCAUCUGGCCGGUCCUUAGCUUCGACGGCGACGUGAUUGCUUGGGACUUGCCCGAGCCGCCUCAGCGCGGCGUGAUCCGGCAUCACGUCAAAUCCGUCGCCUCGUACGGCGUCAACCGCUUCACCCUCUCGCUCACUCUCCAGCUCACGCCCGAGCAGUUCGCCGCCGCCAUCCGCGAAGACCAGCGCGCCAAGGGCCAGCGUGCGGACGCCUCGGCCGAGGACAAGUCGCUCGCUUCCCUCCGCAUCGACUACUCCGGUCUCGACAUCCACGGCAUGUACCCUGCGAGCGUGCAGAGUGAUGACGUGCACGAGGAUGCGCAGCGGCAGGUCGCGAGGCAGACGAGGCUGGGCAUGCGCUUCUUCGAGGAGUUCUCCAAGCGGCUCGAGAAGGAACCGGUGGACGCUAUGCUCCUCAGCGCGAUCGCGGGCGUCGCGUACGUCUGA